AUGAAUUGGGCAUCAUUUCAGCGAGCUAUCCAAGAUCACCUUGGUUCCUGGAAGGAGCUCAGGCCCAUCUUCACAUCGCUCAAUGGAGACAAUUCGUGGCUCAUGUCCUUUCCGCGCCCCGAAGAGGAGCGACGGAGGGACGCCAAAGCAUUCUAUCACGUCGUUUUUGAACCCUGGCUAGCGGGGCCUGCUAGUCUUCUUUCUAACUGGUUUCUAUCCAUUUCAUUGAGUGUGGCGCCCGCACUAUCUCAGGCGCAUCACAUAGAAGCUGUCAUAGGCCUGAUCGAAACGACCGUAUCCAGUUGUUUGCAAGACUUCACUAGACAUAUUUCACGUUACUCCGCAAAGUCCGAGGGAGCGCAAGAAGUGGAGUACGAUGGGGGCAUGGAUGCCAUCCUUCUCGGGUUUCACUACCUCGACCACACCCACGAGGCCACUCUCUGGCUGUUCAAUAAGGCCAUCCCGACCCACAUCAGCCAGGAUCUUGAUCAAAAUGGCGAGGAAAUCCACGAAACUAUCCUCAGCUCGCCGCACGGAACUCAACUGGAUGGUGGUCCGCUGGACACGUUCCUGAACGCGUCGCCGCCGACGCAGAAACUUGCUAUGCUUCACGGACUAAAGGAGAGUCGCGCAGCAGGGAAACAGAAUACCUUUGGAGUCAAGGGGGGGCUCACCCUAUAUCGCAAGGUCGGGGGUGUGAAGCAUUCGAUCCUGUCUCACCACUCGGAGCUCCAAUACAGUGGUCUCCUUAUGAAGCUUCUCCGCACGAAUGAUACCCAGCGUACUCUCGACUGGGGGGAUCGAGGAGGAAGCGAAGUCCACGCCUCCGGAGGCCCGUGCUGGGCUAGUGAGACCAAGGGUUGUCGAGGUGGGAAAUGGGAACUGCUUUAUCUUGGAUUCCUGGGAUGA
Molecule: messenger RNA, 909 nt
Organism: Scedosporium apiospermum
Lineage: Eukaryota; Fungi; Ascomycota; Sordariomycetes; Microascales; Microascaceae
Exons: 2
Coding region: 1-909 (302 amino acids)
Source: RefSeq, a predicted model, not a curated record